AAGGAAGAGAAAGUUUUGAUCGGUUACAUUGAUAGUCCAUUGGUGCACAGUGGCAAUAAGGUAAUUAUGAGUAGUAACUUUGUUUGUUGCGGUAAUUUAACCGCUGUUGAAGGAGACAGUUUUCUCUCUUGGUCCCCUCUGUGUGUUGGUCUUGUUCAUUCGGAUCCGGAAAUAAAAGCCCCUCCCAAAUCACCAUUCUUGAAAAUCAUAAACACAAUAAAUAAUAAAGAAUAAUGUCAUCACCAUUCCCUUCCUGCUUUCGGCCAUCCCACACCCGCCGUAAUUGUCCUCCACCACCGGCGCCACCAGGCUCCUCCAACCCCAACCUGACCACAUACCUGUACCACACCGACACGGGCCUCGUGACUCUAACAUGGUCACGCUCUAUCUUAGGCCGCUCCCUCCACGUCCACGUCCACAACCACAACCCCUUCGAUUCCCCUUCUUCUUCUUCUCCUUCUUCCUCCUCCUUUCAACUUCACAUAAAGCCCUUCAUAUUCUGGAAGAAGCACGGAUCCAAAACCCUCUCUUCCACCACGCGACUCUUCUGGAACCUCUCCAAGGCCAAGUUCUCUUCCUCCUUCUCCCCCGAACCCCACUCCUCCUUCUACCUUGCUCUCGUCGUCCACAACCGCAUCGUUCUCCUCCUCGGCGAUUCCCCCAAAGACGCCUACUCCAAGUCCAAGGCUCUCCACGCUAACAACCCCCACUCCCUCCUCCUCAAGAAGGAACACGUCUUUGCCGACACCGUUUACUCCACCACCGCCAUUUUCGGCGGCAAGACCCGCCGUAUUCAAAUCGACUGCGGCUCCUCCAGGGAUAACGACUCUGCCUCCUCCAAGCUCUCUUUCUCCGUCGACGGCGACAGGGUGCUGCAGGUAAAGCGCCUCAAGUGGAAGUUCAGGGGCAAUGAGAGAGUUGAAAUCGACGGCGUUCCGGUUCAGAUCUCGUGGGACGUGUACAACUGGCUCUUCGACAAGGAUAGUAAUGGCGAUGGGCACGCCAUUUUCAUGUUCAAGUUCGAGGCGGAUGAACAUGGCGUGGACAGGAACGUCGUGAAUCCAUGGGCGCAGCAGAACUGGAACUUGGGUUUGAGUGGCUCCUGCGACUGGGCCAAGAUGUCAUCUUCUUCCGUGUCGGUGGGUUCCUCCGCCGGGUCAUUCGGCGGAAGCUCCUCCGUGUUGGAAUGGUCCAGUGUGGAGGAGAACGAGUUGGUGGAUCCCGUUGGCUUCUCUCUCAUUGUUUAUGCAUGGAAGCGCUGAUUCCUCUUCUUACAUUGGAUUCUACUAUUCCCUUCUUGUUACUACGUUCAUUUCAAUGCUAACUGCUUAGAAUUUUAGGCAUUUUAGAUUACAUUUUUUUUUUCUUUUUUCCUCCUUCCCUUGUUGUUGUCAAUGAUGCGGCACUAACCCAUUUGUUUCGUGGACAUAAAGAGAUUCCAAGAAAUCUACUAGUUUAGGGUAUACAGUAUGAUAUCAGAAUCUAUUCCUAGAUUCUGUCACUAACACAUUCAUUUCUCUUUUACAAGAUUCAGUGUCACCAGUUUGAGGUUGUUCUAUCUGAUUCUCUCUCUUUUUGUUUUUGUUUUUUAUUUUUCUUUUUAUAUAUAUAUAAAUGUUUGGGGCUAAGAGAACGAAGUUGAUUAAAGCAUAUUACAUACUACGAUGGAAGGAGUUCAAUUGAAGCGCAUUAUUGUUGCACGCUCUGAAGAAGAAAAGAAUUAAGAUUGUUGGUGUUCCUUAGGGUUGACGUCUAAAGAGUGGUGCUGGUGUGUAUUCUAAUCUAAGAAUUGGAUUUGGAUCGGAUCCAAGACAUGUGAAGGUAGGACCGCACACCACUUGUGUUUUCUUUUUUUUGUUCGGAAAUGGCAGCUAACUAACUUUGUAGGCUGUGGCCGUCAACUUGCUUGACCGACCUGGUCCAUCAACUAGCUAUAAAACAAAUAUGGGCACCAUAUAAAUAUUUAAGAUUUUAUACUUUUCAAUUAAAUAUCAACUAAUUGACAUCGAACUCUUAGGCACCAUAUAACAAACGCCUUAAUAAACUACCUUCAAAGAUGAUUUUAAAGCCAUGAAGAAAAGGGUGCAGCAAGUUUAGCUAAGAAUAGUUAUUUCCGUUUGGGAAGGUAGGAAAUAAAAGGGGAAGCAGUGGCUGACAGGAACUGCAUAAGAAAUGGCAAUAGAAGCAUUUGUUGAUGGUGGUUGCGUACUUGGCUAGCUGUGGGAGUGGACCACCCGACAUGGAGUUUGUGUUUUGGAUGAAGAUUCCUCUGCUUAGUGUAUGUUGUGUCUUGCGAGCACCAAAGCGAAAAUAGAUGCCUCUCUGUUUGUUAA
This is a messenger RNA of Arachis ipaensis, 2333 nucleotides long. RefSeq lists its product as uncharacterized. Lineage: Eukaryota; Viridiplantae; Streptophyta; Magnoliopsida; Fabales; Fabaceae. The record is from RefSeq and is a predicted model, not a curated record.